AUGCACCCUAUGGGCAAUGGGCGCGCCGAGAAGUUCGUUCAGGAUAUCACAAGAAUCUUAUCCCAUAUAGUCCUUCAAUGUAACCUAGAAGCCAAAAUCAACCCUCCUGAUUUAACAAUCUGGCCCAAAUGCCUCGACACCGCUUUGUACACGUACCUCAAUCACGUCGCUAGGACCACCGGCAUCUCCCAAUACAACGUUGUCUUCGGCCAACACUGCCACAUUCUUGGCCAGUCAACCACCGGCAUACUCGACCCUGAAGCAUUGAACACCUUACUCACCGCUGACUACCGGGCCGACCGUGACAUCCUCCGCGCGUGUGCUUUGGAAAACGCCAACAACAACCGCCUCACCGAAACCGCCGCCAUCAAUGCUAAGCGCAAGCCUCCUGGCAAAUACGCCGUCGGCGCUUGGGUGUAUAUUCACCGCAGCAAACUCGAUACAACCUACGUUUCGUCACGCAAGCUCGUUAACCGCUGGACAGGUCCUUAUCAAGUUUCUAAGGCAUACCCCGGUGGCGCGUACCUCUUACUCGACGAGCACGGAUGUCCCGCCUUCAAUUCGCGACCGGUCAACCACCUUCGCAUGGUUCCUGCCAGGGUCCGCCCGGCUUGGCAUGUUCCCGCGUUCAAUGCGCCAUACAACACCCCUCUCCACGAUAAUCAAGAGGAUCCACCCCCUCCCAACGCCAGGCCAGAAGAGAUCGACAAUGACUCUCUCUCGGACGUCCCCGAACUCGUUCCGGACAACCUUCAAGUUUCUCUCGCCGUCCUUUCCGAGGCGCUUCCCUCCGACGACAUCUCCUCGUAUCCCAGUGAACGCCCCGUCGAUCACCGACCCACCCUCGACGACCGUCCACUACGCGCAUGUGUCACGCAGUGCCCCGUUCGCCCCAGAUGUUGA
Fimicolochytrium jonesii is the source of this 903-nucleotide messenger RNA. RefSeq lists its product as uncharacterized. The record is from RefSeq and is a predicted model, not a curated record. Bases 1 to 903 code for a protein of 300 amino acids. Lineage: Eukaryota; Fungi; Chytridiomycota; Chytridiomycetes; Spizellomycetales; Powellomycetaceae. The transcript has a single exon. Gene Ontology annotation, molecular function: nucleic acid binding.